Funneliformis mosseae is the source of this 678-nucleotide messenger RNA. Lineage: Eukaryota; Fungi; Glomeromycota; Glomeromycetes; Glomerales; Glomeraceae. The record is from the annotation of a GenBank genome assembly.
AUGAUUAAAUUUCCUUACGACGAAUUUGAAAAUCAACUGAAAAGUUCAAGUUAUCAAAAUCUUGAAACCAUUCAUGUAGAUUGUAUUCAAAGCAGCACAAUGACUCGCGUGAUUCAAACCAACGGAGGGCACCUCAGGAAAAUUUUAGUCAAUGAAUAUGACGUCCUUUGUGACACCUACUUUAAAGAUUCUCUUAACCUUAUCUGUACGAUUUAUGAAACUUGUCCUUUGAUCGAAUAUUUGUCAAUCUCAUUUUCAAAAACAACGGUUCAUUUCGCCGAAUUUGAAAAUUUAUUAAAAGCAUGUCAAAAGUUGAAGGGGUUAUUAAUAGUGAUUAAUGAAGUUAUGAGAGAUGAACUCAAAUCGGUUGAGGAGGAAAAUUUUGAAUCUGGAGAAAGAUUAGCAAGAGUGUUAAUAAAGUCGGCACCAGUUAAUUUAACAGAAAUUAGAAUUGGGGAAAGUUUUCCAUAUUUUGGGUUUAAAUUUUCAUUGGAAGCUUUAGAUGCUUUUUUCGAUAAUUGGAGAGGUCGAAAAGCUUUGUCAAUGUUUACAUGUGAUCCCGUUUAUAACAGUGCUGAUUAUAAAGAAAUUAUAAACAAGUACUUAGGUGAAGGAGUGGUUAAAAAAUUUAUAUGUGGUGGCUUGAAGGAUGCUACCUUUCGUUACGAUAAGGUUUAA